GGAAGAGCGCACGACUUCACUCUGUACACCGCAAUCUCGCGACUCUCCCAACAUCACAACCUCAACAGCACCGAACACAAUCAAUCAUGGCGCCUCCUACCACCGAAUCUCCAUCUCCAAUCGGAAUUGCCAACCUCCCGAAUCAAAGACACAAGAUCGUUGCUAAGAGAGGUGCCAGUUUCACUAUUAUGGUUGCAGGAGAAUCAGGUCUGGGAAAGUCGACUUUUAUCAAUACACUCUUCUCCACCACGAUCAAAAACUACGCAGACCACAAACGAAGGCAUACAAAGCAAGUCGACAAGACCGUCGAAAUCGAGAUCACAAAGGCGGAGUUGGAGGAGAAGUUUUUCAAGGUUCGCUUGACGGUUAUCGACACACCUGGCUUUGGCGACUAUGUCAACAACCGAGACUCAUGGAUGCCAAUUAUCGAGUUCUUGGAUGACCAGCAUGAGUCCUAUAUGUUGCAAGAGCAACAACCCCGCCGUGGCGAUAAGAUUGAUCUUCGUGUCCACGCCUGCUUGUACUUCAUCAGACCUACUGGCCACACCUUGAAGCCGUUGGACAUUGAGGUCAUGAAGAGACUGAGCUCAAGAGUCAACUUGAUCCCAGUCGUUGCUAAAGCAGAUACCCUCAGCCCAGCUGAUUUAGCUCGAUUCAAGUCAAGAAUCCGGUCCGUCAUUGAGGCACAAGGUAUUAAGAUUUAUACCCCACCUAUCGAGGAAGAUGAUGAGGCUGCUGCUCAACAUGCCCGAAGCUUGAUGGCCGCUAUGCCCUUUGCUGUCAUUGGCUCUGAGAAAGAUGUCAAGACUAGCGAUGGUCGCAUUGUCAAAGGUCGCCAGUACUCAUGGGGUGUCGCUGAGGUCGAGAACGAGGACCACUGCGAUUUCAAGAAGUUGCGCUCGAUCUUGAUCCGAACCCACAUGCUGGAUCUCAUCCACACCACCGAGGAAGCCCACUACGAAGCUUACCGUGCCCAACAAAUGGAAACGCGCAAGUUCGGCGAGGCCAGACCAAGAAAGCUCGACAAUCCCAAGUUCAAGGAAGAGGAAGAGAGUCUGCGAAAGAGAUUCACGGAGCAGGUCAAGAUCGAAGAGCACCGAUUCAGACAAUGGGAGCAGAAGCUCAUCAGCGAGCGCGAUCGUCUCAACAAGGAUUUGGAGAGCACGCACGCCGCUAUCAAGUCCCUGGAGCAAGAACUCGAGCAGAUGCAAGGAAAUGCUGUCCGCUCCCACGGCCGUCGUUGAGCCUUUUUUGUCUUUCCCUUUCGAUUCACAUAUUCCCCCGGUGGAGUCAAGACGGAUGGACAAAAAGUUCGAGAUGUGGACUGGCUGUGUUGUAUGCAAGCAGGUCAUUGGCAACACUA
Molecule: messenger RNA, 1363 nt
Organism: Mollisia scopiformis
Lineage: Eukaryota; Fungi; Ascomycota; Leotiomycetes; Helotiales; Mollisiaceae
Product: cell division control protein 12
Exons: 6
Coding region: 87-1244 (385 amino acids)
Biological process (GO): cytoskeleton-dependent cytokinesis
Cellular component (GO): cell division site; cytosol; septin complex
Molecular function (GO): GTPase activity; molecular adaptor activity; GTP binding
Source: RefSeq, a predicted model, not a curated record